AUGACAAUCUUGGCACUCCGGAGCGACCCGCGGUGGGAGAUAUUCAAUGACUUCCAUACUUACAUCGAACAGUGUUUCCCAAAGGUCCAUGCCACUCUACAGAAAACCAAGGUUGCGACCUACGCACUUGUCUAUCAUUGGCAAGGAACGGACACGUCUUUGAAGCCCCUUCUCUUGGCCGCGCAUAUGGAUGUGGUUCCCAUAAAUGCUGCGACUGAAUCGGACUGGACAUCUUGGCUUAUGGCAUCGACAAGGAGCGCAGCAGGCCUACUGGCGCUGCUGCAAUUGGAGAAUAUCUUUUGCACGCGAACUCUAAAGUCCACUGCGGUUGCUGAGAAAGGGUACUCGGACAUUCGCGUGGACGUUCUCACACCUGGAGGACACUCGAGCAGACCCCCCAAACAUACUGGCAUUGGUAUCCUCGCCAGCGUUGUCACCGAGCUGGAGGCGAGCCCUCUCAGCACCUGA
Suillus clintonianus is the source of this 468-nucleotide messenger RNA. RefSeq lists its product as uncharacterized. Lineage: Eukaryota; Fungi; Basidiomycota; Agaricomycetes; Boletales; Suillaceae. The transcript has 5 exons. Gene Ontology annotation, molecular function: carboxypeptidase activity. Gene Ontology annotation, cellular component: fungal-type vacuole lumen. The record is from RefSeq and is a predicted model, not a curated record. The coding region runs from base 1 to 468 and encodes 155 amino acids.